AUGCGCGGCACCGACAGCCUGCCCUUUGACAACAUCCCGCCCCUAGUGGCGGAGGCCGGCCAUGUCCUUUCCUACAGCAUGCGCGGCACCGACAGCCUGCCCUUUGACAACAUCCCGCCCCUAGUGGCGGAGGCCCAGCAGCGCUACCAGGCCUGCUCUGGCGGGCUCGGGCGCGAGGUCCGCCAGCGCCCGUGGCAUUUACGACAGGUGCGCCGCCCGGGCGCAGGAGAAGCAGCAGAAGGUGGAUCGGCUACACUCUACCAGGAGUUGAACAUGCGGAGUAUGCUGCAGUGCAGUUUCCGCCCAAUGACGUCGUCGACCUCCCGGAGCAGCACGCCCCGCCGGUACAGCAGCGACCACCGCAUCGAGCAGGCAGCCUGCAAUGUCCAGGCACGCCCCGCUGCUGCUUGGGUUGCGGCGACGGAGAACGGCUAUGCGGCCGCGGCUGCCAGGCGCGCCAGCCUCGUGCAGGUGCCCGUGCCCCGCGGGCUUCCAGUGGCCCUCGCAGAGCGGGCUGCCCUGCCGCCGCGGAGGGGCAGCGCCGGCGCCGCGGGCUUCCAGCCGCCGGGCCGCGGGGCGCUUGCGAGGAGGAUCGCAGCACGCCGACGGCCAAGGCCUCAGGCGCAGCCUCCGCACGCACGGGCGCCUCCAUAGCACAGGUCGGCGCCGCGGUGGAGAGCAUGGAGGACUUCCUCCUGCAGUUGUACGGAGAGGGCGGCGGCGAGCCCGCCGACCUGGCAGGAUCCAGUGAGAUAGUCAGGCACCUCCGUUUUAGGUGCACGGGUACGUCGUGAAUCAGUCACGGCAUCGCAGGUCUGGGACUCGAGAGCGCCUCCACCCAGCCCUGGGUGCACGUGCCAGCAGGAGCGCCGGGCAGCCUGUCCAAGACGCUAUGCGUAGGGCGAAGCCUGACACUCGGC
Prorocentrum cordatum is the source of this 920-nucleotide messenger RNA. The record is from the annotation of a GenBank genome assembly. NCBI's taxonomy places the organism in Eukaryota, Dinophyceae, Prorocentrales, Prorocentraceae.